Molecule: messenger RNA, 3763 nt
Organism: Colossoma macropomum (tambaqui)
Lineage: Eukaryota; Metazoa; Chordata; Actinopteri; Characiformes; Serrasalmidae
Gene: miga2
Product: mitoguardin 2
Exons: 16
Coding region: 275-2062 (595 amino acids)
Biological process (GO): mitochondrial fusion
Source: RefSeq, a predicted model, not a curated record
CCGCCCACAGCGAAAGUGAUGUUCGUGCGUGAAAUGCGGCGUCGUUGGGAACGUCCUUCUGCAGCAGCAGUGCGAGGGGGAGCAACCGUGAUGAUCAGCCAUGGAACAGUGAGAAGCCAAAGGCCUGGAUCCGUUUUAACCCCGAGUUCAUAGGACAAGGCCAGUGACCGCCACCCUGUUCGGACUGAUCUGUGGUCAGCGUGAAGGCCGGAGGGCAGGACUGUGGAUGUGAAGGCCGCGCGUGGAGUGGUGGGAGGGGUGGAGCAGUGUGGCGAUGUCUAUCAGAAGGGCAGAGGGCAUGUCCAUCAUGCAGGCCUUAGCCAUGACCGUGGCUGAGAUACCUGUGUUUCUCUACUCCACCUUCGGCCAGUCUAUUUUCUCUCAGCUGCGGUUGACUCCCAGCCUGAAGAAGGUAUUGUUUGCGACGGCUCUGGGCAGCGUCGCCCUGGCGCUGACUGCGCAUCACCUGAAGCGGCGGGGCAGAAAGAGGAAGCAGGCAGCGGAGAAAUCGGCAGUGAAGCCAGUGGGCAUUCCUGAACAGCUGCUCCGCUCCGGCAGACCUGCUUCACUAAAGAGGGGUCCAUUUCCAGGACGGCAGAUGAUGAGCCCUAGCACUCGCAGCAAUGACACAAUGAGUGGAAUCUCGUCGCUCGCUGCCAGCAAACACUCCAGUUCAUCACACAGCAUCGCUUCGGCACGACUCCCUUCUUCUCCAAACCAGCCAGCUGCUGCAGCCACACCAUGGGAGGCGGAGCCAGUGGCAGAGGAGCCUGGAGCGAUAGAAGAUGCGAACGCAGAAAACCUGUACAUCAUGGGUAUGGAGCUGUUUGAAGAGGCGCUUCAAAAAUGGGAGCAGGCUCUUAACGUCAGGCACAGAACCCAGUCUGAAGCCUCUGCCAGUAACAGCCUUGCCCUGCAGGGGGCAGUGCUCACGCCGGAAUCACAUCAUCGGAAGUUUGCAGAAAAACUGGAGUCCCUCCUGCACCGUGCUUAUCAUCUGCAGGAAGACUUCGGCAGCACUAUACCUCCUGACAGCCUGCUGGCUGACCUGGAAAGUGAAGGCACAUUGAUUCUGCCCACAGUGGAGAGCUCCCAUCGGGUGCAGGACGACGACACCACAACCAUCACGUCCGACGAUUCUUUCUUCUCUGCAGCCGAGCUGUUUGAUGCAUUCUCCCUAGAUGAGGUGUAUCAGCCAUUGAGGCCUGCGGCUCUGUAUGAAGAGGCUCUGAGUUUGGUGACGGAAGGAACAGUAUCCUGCAGAUCAUUCAGGACGGAGAUGCUGGAGUGUUACAGUGAUCAGGACUUCCUGGCCAAGCUACACUGCGUUCGACAGGCUUUCCACGUGCUGCUGUUGGAUGAAACUCACAGGACCUUCUUCAUGGAGACGGGCAAACAGAUGAUCACUGGACUCAUGAUCAAAGCCAACAAGAGUCCAAAGGCAUUUUUGGAGAGUUAUCAGGACAUGCUGCUCUACACUCAGCGAGAGGAGACCUGGCCCACCACCAAAAUGGAGCUGGAGGGACGAGGGGUGGUGUGUAUGAACUUCUUUGACAUUGUUCUGGACUUCAUUCUCAUGGAUGCGUUUGAGGACCUGGAGAACCCGCCCACCUCUGUGGUUGCUGUUUUACGGAACCGAUGGCUCUCUGAUAGUUUUAAAGAGACGGCUUUAGCCACGGCAUGUUGGUCGGUGCUGAAAGCUAAGAGAAGAUUACUGUUGGUUCCGGAUGGCUUUAUUUCUCAUUUCUAUGCCAUUUCGGAACACGUGAGCCCAGUUCUGGCGUUUGGUUUUCUGGGUCCCAGGCAGUACUUGAGCGAGGUGUGCACCAUUUUCAAGCAACAGAUAGUGCAGUACCUGAAGGACAUGUUUGACCACGAUAAGGUGCGCUACACCUCCAUGCAGUCAUUGGCUGAGGACAUCCUGAGUCUGUCCCACAGGCGAACAGACAUCCUGCUGGGCUAUCUGGGCAUCGGCAGUCUCCCCGAGGCCAACGGAGCGCUGCCCGUUAGUCCGUCCCAUGCAGACGACGACCAUCCGCUUCUGGGUGACCAGAAGGACUAACGCACAGCUGGAGUUAAGCUGGAGUUUGGAGGUCUGCUUGAAAGAAGAAGUCGGAAUUGUACGCUUGGAAUUCUCCAAAUCUAGAACCCAUUCUUUAGCAGCUUUCAGGGUGUUUGCCACUGAAGCUAAGACACAUGAACAGCCAAAUAUCGCCAGCACCAAUAAAUCCAUCAGUUAUUAUUAGAGGAUGGAAAUGUAGACCAUCUGAGAGAAAACCUUUCAGUCUGAAAUGGCGAGAUCACCGGAACACACGACUGAUUGAUCACUUGGGCCUGCAGAUUCUGCUGAUUGAGAUUCCACUGAGAUUAUUACAGUAUCCAGCCUGGCUCGUGCGAAAGGCUGGAGAACAUUGCUGCUUUCGGAAUUUAUCCUCAAAUCACAGUAGAAGCUGUCUGGACAGGUUCAGAAGCUAAAGGGAAUAACAAGGAUUUAUGUAGAUCCCAAAAUAACGCUCGCUAGCCCAGUUUUGCAUCCGCUGCUCAGCCCUAUUUCUGUCGCUUUGUCUUCUUUCUCUCGUUCUCACAACCAAGCACACAAAGAUUUGACAUAAUCAUGUCUCUCGUUUAGGGACCGCCACACUUCUGCAGCCAUAAGCUGUUUGCAUAUCAGUUGUGCGUAUCGGCGAGAAGUGAAAGUCUCAGUAUGUGUAAGAGCCAGUAAGUUGUGUUAUGUUAUGUUACUCCAGAAAGGCAAGAUUAGACUGCUGUGUUGGCCAAAUGAAGAAGUAGGUAAUGUCAUUUGAAUAUCUGCAGCAGGUCAGGGCACAUGAGGUAGGGUUUUUGCAUAGUUCUUCUGAGUAACACUAGGCUGGAAGGGCAAACUGCUCUUUUGGGGCAGCAGUUCUCAAACUGGGGGCCUGCAGGUGGUCGCUAAGGGGGCUGCAGAAAAAUCUAAGGAGCUUAAUAACUUUUCAUUUUGUCAAAGUGUUAAAUUUGCUUUGGCUACAUAUAAAAGUGCUAGUUGUGGAAAUAUAGAUGAAGUUAAAUACAUGCCAACCAGUCACGACUAAGUGUCACAGAACAGUGGCAUGUCUCUUUUAUGUGCAGGUCAGUGAUGGUUGUGGAGAAAGCUAGCAAAAUGGACAAGGUUCUGGUAAGACAAGGUCCUUGUUCGUUAAAAAAAAUGCUUAAAUAAGGUAUCACGUCCUCUCAAUCCUUAAAUGAUGUAAAGGUCAGAGACUUUGGGUUGGAACCACGUCAUGCAUCUUUAUAUGUUCAUGUCAGGCUCAAAAAGAAGGUCAGUCUCCAUGUUUAGGAGCCGAUAUAAGUUUUCUUUUAAUUCUCUUUCAAUGCGCUCGCAAUUGUCAGAUCCAUCCGCUCGGGGAAGGGCUUCAAAGCACAGCCGACGUUACUCACAUCCUGUGCAGUUGCUCAUUUUCACCAGAGAGGUCGCCAAAUUCCCACACUUACAUAGUGUAGAUUAACACUAAGUGGAAGUAAUCACUGGGGGCACAAAGGGGGAUUAAAAACCUUUGGGAACUGCUGCUUUAGGGCAUCAUUUGCACACAGAGAAUCUGAAAAUUGUUCAUAAAAGGCUGUUUCACAAGUUAGCUAGUGUUAAAGUAGCGCUGAGUUGAGUUGCAAGUUGGCUGAACCAGUUAGAUUCCAACCCUGAGUCCAGUUUUUUCGACCACCCUUUUUGUCAUGUUAUGCUAAGACCUGAUCCUGAAGUCCCCCUGAAAAGAUUUUCGACACAGUUAAU